Messenger RNA from Salvia miltiorrhiza (redroot sage), 2739 nucleotides. RefSeq names its product pentatricopeptide repeat-containing protein At4g02750-like. Gene Ontology annotation, molecular function: RNA binding; protein binding. Bases 200 to 2122 code for a protein of 640 amino acids. NCBI's taxonomy places the organism in Eukaryota, Viridiplantae, Streptophyta, Magnoliopsida, Lamiales, Lamiaceae. Gene Ontology annotation, biological process: RNA modification. The record is from RefSeq and is a predicted model, not a curated record. The transcript has 3 exons.
UUACAUUAAUUUUUGGAUAUUUCUGCAUCAAAUGGCGCCGCCGCUCAUCUUCUUCUUUCCUCCCAAAAUCUAUACUUCAAUUUUGCAAAAAUCAGCCUCCAUCCCAGCGGAGGGAACAGUGCCUGAUUCCUAAAUCUCCAUCAUCGCCUUGUCGCUGCUGCUCCGAUCGCAGUCUUCAGCUCAGGGUCUUUCUCAUUCCAUGCAUUUCAGACAUCUCCACACCACCAUCUUGCGUUCGUCGCGAAACGGAACAGGAGCUAAUGGGCGUUAUCAAAAUACCAGCCACCUCCUCGAACCACCCGCCAAUAAGCUGCCGGCGAGGCCUAGAAGCAACAAUUUCACUGACGCUGACAUGGUGAAAUGCACAUUAGCUAUCAGAAACCACAUGCGUAAUAGCCAAUGUGAUGCUGCGUUGCGUUUAUUCAACUCCAUGCCUCGUAAAAAUGAGUUCGCCUACAACGCUAUGAUAUCCGGCUACUUUUCAAAUGGCGAAUUUAAGCUGGCUCAGCAGAUGUUUGAUAAAAUGCCUACGAAGGAUUUGGUCACUCGAAAUAUAAUGAUCAAAGGUAAUAUUAAGAACAACAAUCUCGGGGCUGCACGGCGGCUGUUCGAUGAUAUGCCUGUGAAGGAUGUUGUCUCGUGGACCACAAUUUUGUCUGGGUAUAUGCAGAAUGGGUUAAUGGACGAGGCAAAAAAAGUUUUUGAUGAAAUGCCUGAGAAAAAUAUUGUCUCGUGGAACGCAAUUUUGUCUGGGUACCUACAAAAUGGGUUACUGGACGAGGCCAAGAGAGUUUUUGAUGAAAUGCCUGCGAAAAAUGUUGUCUCGUGGACCGCAAUAUUGUCUGGGUACAUACAGAAUGGGUUAAUGGACGAGGCGAAGAGAGUUUUUGAUAAAAUGCCUGUGAAAAAUAUUGUCUCGUGGAAUGUAAUUUUGUUCGGGUACUUGCAAAAUGGUUUAUUGGACGAGGCCAAAAGAGUUUUUGAUGAAAUGCCUGUGAAAAAUGUUGUCUCGUGGACCACAAUUUUGUCUGGGUACAUACAAAAUGGGUUAAUGGACAAGGCCAAGAGAGUUUUUGAUGAAAUGCCGGUGAAGAAUGUUUUCUCGUGGACCGCAAUUUUGUCUGGAUACUUGCAAAAUGGGUUAUUGGACUUGGCCAACAGAAUUUUUGAUGAAAUGCCUGUGAAGAAUAUUUUCUCGUGGAAUGUAAUUUUGUGUGGAUACAUGCAAAACGGAUUAAUGAAUGAGGCCAGGAGAAUUUUUGAUGAAAUGCCAAAUAGAGAUUCAGUCUCUUGGGCGACAAUGAUAGGCGGGUAUGGUCAGAAUGGUGACAACAAGGAGGCAUUGCGGUUUUUUAUUGAGGCGACAAGGGAUUGGGAAAGGUUAAACACAUGUGCUUUUGCUUUUGUUUUAAGUACAUGUGCAGACAUUGCUGCUUUUGAGCUUGGGAAGCAAAUACAUGGGCUUGUUGUUAAAGGAGGAAUUGAGUUUAAAUGCAACGUGGGAAAUGCUCUGGUUUCAAUGUAUUGUAGCUGUGGAAACAUCAAGGAGGCAUAUGAUGUUUUUAAGAGAAUUGAUGAUAAAGACGUGAUAUCGUGGAAUACAAUUAUUAAUGGUUAUGCGAGACAUGGCUAUGGGCAAGAAGCUCUCCAACAUUUCGAUUCAAUGAAACAAACGUCUAUCCAACCUGACGAAAUUACAAUGGUUGGUGUUCUAACUGCUUGUAGUCACACGGGUUUGGUAGACAAGGGAACACAUUACUUCUAUUCUAUGAGCCAAGAUCACGGCAUAGAGCCAGAUAUAAAGCAUUAUAACUGCUUUAUUGAUCUUCUUGGUCGAGCUGGGCGCCUCGACGAAGCUCAAAACCUAGUAAAGAGCAUGCCUUUUGAGCCAAAUGGAGUAACAUGGACAUGCCUACUUAGUGCUAGCAGGAUUCAUGAAAGUACAGAGUUGGGAGAAAUGGCUGCCAAAAUGUUGUUAUCUUUGGAACCAUGGAACACUUCGUUGUAUGUUCUUCUUUCCAACUUAUAUGCAGCUUCAGGCCGAUGGGAAGAUGUUAAGAAGAUGCAAUUAAAAAUGUGGGGUAUGGGUAUUAGCAAAACAACUGGAUCUAGUUGGGUUUAAGUGCUAAACAAGGUUCACACAUUUUGUGUUGGAGACUUUACUCAUCUCGAUAGCAAAAGCAUAUGCGCCUUCUUGGAAGAGUUGGAUUUGAGGAUGAUUUCCAUAUCUGCGCAUUCUUGGAAGAGUUUGAUUUGAGGAUGAAAGAGGACGGAUAUGUCUCCGCAACAAAAAUUUGCGCUACAUGAUGUGGAGGAAGAAGAAUAGCUGCAUACGCUCAAGUAUCAUUGUGAAAGGUUAGUUGUUGCAUAUGGGAUUAUGAAGAUACCAAGUGGGAGACCUGUUUGUGUUUUCAAGAACUUGCGCGGCGAUCUAACACUGACGAAGAUCGCUGGGAGGUUGAUCAUCUUACGAGAUGUUGGUCGUUUUCACCACUUCGAGGGAGGUGUAUAUAAUUGUGGAAGCUAUUGGUGAAUUCUCAUAUGUUUUGUUCCACCAGUUUGAUUGCUGAUUGUAUUCUGUAUUGGCAUGACAUGGAGUCUCUUUUAUUUUGAAGAUAUUAAUUUAUUCCUAGUUUUACUUAUUCUUUUCUAGAAUGUUGUAAUAAUAUUGAAAUAUUACAAUGCUAUGCUUUCUUGAUGAUUUUUCUGGAAAUAAAGUUGUUGAAGGUAUGAGAGUAA